AUGGAGUCCUACGAUGUAAUCGCCAACCAGCCUGUCGUGAUCGACAACGGAUCCGGUGUGAUUAAAGCUGGUUUUGCUGGUGAUCAGAUCCCCAAAUACUGCUUCCCAAACUAUGUGGGGAGACCCAAGCAUGUUCGUGUCAUGGCAGGCGCCCUCGAAGGUGACAUCUUCAUUGGCCCCAAAGCCGAGGAGCACCGAGGGCUCCUCUCCAUCCGCUACCCAAUGGAGCACGGCAUCGUCAAGGACUGGAACGACAUGGAGCGCAUCUGGCAGUAUGUCUACUCUAAGGACCAGCUGCAGACUUUCUCAGAGGAGCAUCCUGUGCUCCUGACAGAGGCGCCUUUAAAUCCACGGAAAAACCGGGAACGAGCUGCUGAAGUUUUCUUUGAGACCUUCAAUGUGCCAGCCCUUUUCAUCUCCAUGCAAGCUGUGCUCAGCCUUUAUGCCACCGGCAGGACCACGGGUGUGGUGCUGGACUCGGGGGAUGGUGUCACCCAUGCCGUGCCCAUUUACGAAGGCUUUGCCAUGCCCCACUCCAUCAUGCGCAUCGACAUUGCUGGCCGAGACGUCUCUCGCUUUCUUCGCCUCUACCUGCGCAAGGAGGGCUAUGAUUUCCAUUCAUCCUCCGAGUUUGAGAUUGUCAAGGCCAUAAAAGAAAGAGCCUGCUACCUGUCUAUAAACCCUCAGAAGGAUGAGACACUAGAGACGGAGAAGGCGCAAUACUACCUGCCCGAUGGCAGCACCAUUGAGAUUGGUCCUUCCCGAUUUCGGGCACCUGAGCUGCUGUUCAGGCCGGACCUGAUCGGCGAGGAGAGCGAGGGCAUCCACGAGGUGCUGGUGUUUGCCAUCCAGAAGUCUGACAUGGACCUGCGGCGCACACUGUUCUCCAACAUCGUCCUCUCGGGCGGCUCCACCCUCUUCAAAGGUUUUGGUGACAGGCUAUUGAGUGAAGUGAAGAAAUUGGCUCCAAAGGACGUGAAGAUCAGGAUAUCUGCACCGCAAGAGAGACUGUAUUCCACAUGGAUUGGGGGCUCCAUCCUCGCCUCCCUGGACACCUUUAAGAAGAUGUGGGUCUCUAAGAAGGAAUAUGAGGAAGACGGUGCCCGAUCCAUCCACAGGAAAACCUUCUAA
Rangifer tarandus platyrhynchus (Svalbard reindeer) is the source of this 1131-nucleotide messenger RNA. Lineage: Eukaryota; Metazoa; Chordata; Mammalia; Artiodactyla; Cervidae. The record is from the annotation of a GenBank genome assembly.